AUGGCGAAGCAACGAUUGCAGAUCGGCUUUUCUGGUGCAUGGAAAGGGUUUCGAAGGGUGACGCCGAGGAAGGCGCAGGCAGGACACGCAGAUCCAAUAGCGAUGAAGUACUGUUACGGUAAAAUUCCGAUGUCAAAGCUGAGGGUUAAACGUUUCGCAAGUGGGGAUUGGGAUUGGCCCGAUCCCGAGACAACCACACUGGACCAAAAAAGCCCGUUCACUCAUAAAGUCUCCAGUUCACAUUUCAACGAGUACAAGACCUUCGUUUCUCUUCAUUUUAGAGGCCUUGCAUCUCCUCUAACACAGAAACUCUAUACUCAACCAGUGAUCAAUGGCGUCUCAUCAAUCUCCUUCCACAGCAAAGACUGGGAAAGGAACAUCCCUCUCCCUACGAAUCACCCGACCGCCCUGACCCCAUCUAAUUCGCCACAACCACCAAAAGCACUGAAGAUUUCCAAAUCAGGAAGCCCAAUACCUGGGCUUCAAGGGUCACCCUUUGAGGCGACACAUGUGGCACAGCAAUCGACGGAAAUCGGUUGGUUCCAGCUGAAGGGAGAGGAGAGAGGAUCGAGUGUUAGACAGUUCUCCGUGAAAGCAGGCUUCGCCAAUCAAGAUACUUUCGAACCCACCCCAGAGUUGGAAACGACAACCCUUGAUGAUCUGACGGCAGCUUCCCGCUUCGGAAAGCAGUCCCCAGGCACCAUCCCCUCCCACGUGAUCGAAAUUCCCUGUGCGACGGUUCCACCCGUGGUGGCGCACGCCUCCGUCUUCAACGCUUCUCCGCUCCCUAAGGGCAAACUUUCCGCUUCCAUUGCAGCAGGCCAGGGCAUUGGCGCGGAUUGGGGAUGUUGGGCCGGGGAAUGGCCGAUGCGCGGAAGUAAGUUUGCCAUAAGAGAUGGGAAGCUUGGUGAGAUUGGAAUAUUUACCUGUCGCUCGAUAUCCAAGCCCACGCCAAUUACAUUGACCCAUCUCAAUAAUUCAGACAUAAAUUCCCCUCAUCUAAUAACGAUCAAUAAUUAUGUGUCUACGCAUGGCGUGUCAGCAAUAGUCACAGAACACCCCGCAACGCAGAACAACCCUUCGACCUCUCCCGGCUUAGGUCUUUCUGGAGGUGAUGGGAUGCAAGGGAAAGAUUGCAUUGGAGGUGAUGCUGGUGAGGUUGUUUCGAAGAAUGAUAAAUGGAUAAGAACCGUUUCCGCGACAGCCGCUGUCGCUGUCCUCUGGAUUUUGAUGUUCCAAGAAUUCUUGUCGGAAGAUAUAGGGAUCCAACUUGAUUCGAGGAUUGAAUAUCCGUAUAACAAACUUAUGCGGCCUCUAUUGGAUCUAUUCUUGAUGAUCUGGAAAGCGCCGGCAGAGGCAGUGAAGGAAGAAAGAUGUGGUUGUACGCAAGUUCGCCCGGUUGUGCAGCACGGCAUCCUGAAAUCAUUACGCAAAGUCCUCGCUAAGAGUUUUAGAAGCCGAAAAAAUGUAGGCUGUGUCGAGAUCUUUCAGCUGUGCAACGUGAAGAUUGAGGGCACGAAAAACAUAACACGACCCAAGAUAAAUUUUAUCCAUGAAAAUACCAUGCCAUAUCUCAAUAAAUGUUGCUUAAAAGGAGUUCAAUGA
This is a messenger RNA of Lindgomyces ingoldianus, 1605 nucleotides long. RefSeq lists its product as uncharacterized. The record is from RefSeq and is a predicted model, not a curated record. The transcript is spliced from 18 exons. The coding region runs from base 1 to 1605 and encodes 534 amino acids. NCBI's taxonomy places the organism in Eukaryota, Fungi, Ascomycota, Dothideomycetes, Pleosporales, Lindgomycetaceae.